AUGGCUCAACGUACAAUGGACGUUUUAGUCGUUGAUGAUCGAGAAAAGCAAAUGCAAAUUUUCAAAGCUUUACGUGAUGAGAUCAAUGAUUCACAAAACGAAGAAAGAAAAGUAGAAAAUGAUUUACGAAAAUUCCUGAAUCAACAAGAUGAACUUAUUGAUGAAGAACAACAAUCUUUAACCGUUUUAUCCGAUUUAAAAGAUCAAUUAACAUUGAAAUCAAUGCACAUGAAAUAA
Molecule: messenger RNA, 237 nt
Organism: Rotaria sp. Silwood2
Lineage: Eukaryota; Metazoa; Rotifera; Eurotatoria; Philodinida; Philodinidae
Source: the annotation of a GenBank genome assembly